This is a messenger RNA of Peromyscus eremicus (cactus mouse), 1411 nucleotides long. RefSeq names its product RAR related orphan receptor B (gene Rorb). NCBI's taxonomy places the organism in Eukaryota, Metazoa, Chordata, Mammalia, Rodentia, Cricetidae. The transcript has 8 exons. Gene Ontology annotation, molecular function: RNA polymerase II cis-regulatory region sequence-specific DNA binding; nuclear receptor activity. The record is from RefSeq and is a predicted model, not a curated record. Gene Ontology annotation, cellular component: nucleus. Bases 16 to 1173 code for a protein of 385 amino acids. Gene Ontology annotation, biological process: regulation of transcription by RNA polymerase II.
UGUCUUGCCCUAGGAAUGUCGAGAGAUGCUGUGAAGUUCGGGAGGAUGUCCAAAAAGCAGCGGGACAGCCUGUAUGCUGAGGUGCAGAAGCACCAGCAGCGGCUGCAGGAGCAGCGGCAGCAGCAGAGUGGGGAGGCAGAGGCCCUGGCCAGGGUGUACAGCAGCAGCAUCAGCAAUGGCCUCAGCAACCUGAACACCGAGACCGGCGGCACCUACGCCAAUGGGCACGUCAUUGACUUGCCGAAAUCCGAGGGAUAUUACAACAUAGAUUCUGGUCAGCCAUCUCCCGAUCAGUCAGGACUGGACAUGACUGGAAUCAAACAGAUAAAGCAAGAACCUAUCUAUGACCUCACAUCCGUACCCAACUUGUUUACCUAUAGCUCUUUCAACAAUGGGCAGUUAGCUCCGGGGAUAACGAUGACUGAGAUCGAUCGAAUUGCACAGAACAUCAUUAAGUCCCAUCUGGAGACAUGUCAGUACACAAUGGAAGAGCUACAUCAGCUGGCAUGGCAGACCCACACCUACGAGGAAAUAAAAGCGUAUCAAAGCAAGUCCAGGGAGGCUCUGUGGCAGCAGUGUGCCAUCCAGAUCACCCACGCCAUCCAGUACGUGGUGGAGUUCGCAAAGCGGAUAACAGGCUUCAUGGAGUUGUGUCAGAAUGACCAGAUUUUACUUCUGAAGUCAGGUUGCUUGGAAGUGGUUUUAGUGAGAAUGUGCCGUGCCUUCAACCCAUUAAACAACACUGUUCUGUUUGAAGGAAAAUAUGGAGGAAUGCAAAUGUUCAAAGCCUUAGGUUCUGAUGACCUGGUGAACGAAGCAUUUGACUUUGCAAAGAAUCUGUGUUCCUUGCAGCUGACUGAGGAGGAGAUUGCUUUGUUCUCCUCUGCUGUUCUGAUAUCCCCAGACCGAGCCUGGCUGAUAGAACCAAGAAAAGUCCAGAAGCUUCAGGAAAAAAUCUAUUUUGCACUUCAACAUGUGAUUCAGAAGAAUCACCUGGAUGAUGAGACCCUGGCAAAGUUAAUAGCCAAGAUACCAACUAUCACGGCAGUCUGCAACUUGCAUGGGGAGAAGCUGCAGGUCUUUAAGCAGUCUCAUCCAGACAUAGUGAAUACACUGUUUCCUCCAUUGUACAAGGAGCUCUUUAAUCCUGACUGUGCUGCGGUCUGCAAAUGAAGGGGAUGAGAACUCUCAGAGUCAUGGAAUGCAUCGCCGUUAAGACAAAAGCAAUGUGUUCAUGGAGACUUAAGGAAAAUGUCACUACUGCAACAUUAGGAAUGUCCUGCACUUAAUAGAAUUAUUUUUCACCGCUACAGUUUGAAGAAUGUAAAUAUGCACCUGAGUGGGGCUCUUUGGUUUGUUUGUUUGUUUGUUUGUUUUUGAAAUGAUCAUAAAUAUACAAAUAUAGGACACU